UCGGAAACUAUUAGGCUAAGGAAAGAAAAAAACACGCCCUUCUCACUUGCCCUCUCUUCUUCCUCUUCUUCUCCGAGCGCGCUGUGCACCCGGAGAAGAAGAGCGGCGGUCGGCGGAGGCGGCUUCUAGGGUUUCCAGACCGUGCGGAAUUCCUCAGUGUAUUUAAAGUGCCCAAAAUGGUUGCACAGGAAUUCACAGUGGACUUGAGUAAGCCUCUCGUCUUUCAGGUCGGUCAUCUUGGGGAAGCUUACCAGGAAUGGAUUCACCAGCCCAUUGUUAGCAAGGAAGGUCCACGAUUUUUUGCAAAUGACUUCUUGGAGUUCCUAACAUGCACUGUAUGGUGGGCGGUCCCAGCCAUAUGGCUGCCUGUUGUCUGCUGGUUUGUGACCAUGUCUAUAAGAAUGGGCCAUACAAUCCCUGAAGUAGCUCUGAUGGUUGGGACUGGAGUCUUUCUGUGGACACUGAUUGAAUAUACUCUCCAUCGCUUCCUUUUCCACAUGAAAACAAAAACUUACUGGGCAAAUACAGCACAUUAUCUUCUACAUGGAUGCCAUCAUAAGCACCCAAUGGAUGGACUCCGCCUUGUUUUUCCUCCUGCUGCUGCAGCUAUUCUAUGUGUGCUGUUCUGGAAUCUGGUUAAACUUUUUGCAACCCCAUCCACUGCCCCUGCCUUAUUUGGAGGUGGUCUUUUGGGUUAUGUUAUGUAUGAUUGCACUCACUAUUAUCUUCACCAUGGACAGCCGUCCAAAAAUCCAGUUAGAAAUCUCAAGCUGGAUCAUAUGAACCACCACUUCAGAGUUCAGAACAAGGGUUUUGGGAUAACUUCUAAACUAUGGGACAUCGUGUUUGGGACAUUGCCUCCGUCACAAAUCUCUGGGAAGACCAGUUGAUUUUUUUUGCUCAAUAGCUCAAGGUCUUGUAAUUUAUCAAGGGGAGGCUCACCGUUGCAUAUCUGAAAUGAUUUUGGUUUUAUGAUUGUACUAUUGUUAGUUAUGGUGCCAGCUUUGCCAGUUUUUUGUAUCCCUAUUUUUCUUUUAUGUGCAAUUCUUUCUUGCAGAUCGCCUGCAAGAUUUGGCUGGCCAUUUUUAUGGAUUCUAUGAAAUGAGUUCAGUAUAGAUACUCCUAUUCCCAUGUUUGGGAUCCUUGACUGUCUGUACCCAAGCAUUACUUGUUAAGACUUUCUUUUGUGAUGCGCACUCCAUGGUAUAACAGAUUACCUUUGUGAUA
Molecule: messenger RNA, 1227 nt
Organism: Phoenix dactylifera (date palm)
Lineage: Eukaryota; Viridiplantae; Streptophyta; Magnoliopsida; Arecales; Arecaceae
Product: dihydroceramide fatty acyl 2-hydroxylase FAH1-like
Biological process (GO): fatty acid metabolic process; lipid biosynthetic process
Cellular component (GO): endoplasmic reticulum; membrane
Molecular function (GO): iron ion binding; fatty acid 2-hydroxylase activity
Source: RefSeq, a predicted model, not a curated record